AUGAGAUAUCGUCGUUCUGAAGGAUAUAGCACGUUUGAAACAUCGUAUUCAACAAAUGCACCACACACUAAAGUCAAGUCGAGUAAAUUUCUUAGGAACGUACGGUAUCAUGGCGAAGUCAGUUUGGGAACACCCGAUCAAAAGUUUCUGAUGCUAUUUGAUACGAGCUCGUCAGAUAGUUGGGUAACGUGCUCUGCAUGCGGUAACGGUCAAAAUUUCCUUGAUUGUUCAGUACAUCGAUUUUUUCGUUGCGACAGUUCGACGACGUGUUUUGCACCAAAUGAAACGGAAUUUCAGAAAGUUUAUUCAAAUGUAGAAAUUAAUGGUUAUAUGGUCGAGGAUAUCAUUUGCUUUGGGAACGAUACGCUACGAAGAUUCUGUACGAGUAGGAACCAACGAUUCGGAUGUGUCACCGAGGAACCAUCUUUGCUAACGUCUUUACCAUAUUUUGGUGUUAUCGGAUUGGGCUGGGAUGCUGGUGAGUCAGAGGAAGCGACACCAACUCAACUCAAAAUACCUACAUUGCUACAAUCGAUCUUCUCGGCUUCAUCGUGUCACGACCCGAUUAUCGCGUUUUGGUUGAAUCGAACUGAACAGCAACCUUCUGAUGGUGAAAUUGCUAUGUGUGGAAUCAACGAUGCUUUGCAUAAGGGACCAUUUCUUUGGUGUUCAAUAGUUGAAAACCAAGUAAAUUAUUGGAGUCUAGCACUUGAUUCGAUGGCGGUCAUUAGCUUAACGAUCGCUGAGAAGGGUAUCGCAUCAAUUGAUACGUCUUCGCCGUAUAUUUCUGGACCAAUUGAAAACAUCGAUUUUUUGGCCACAAUUUUGGGUGCACAAAUCGUGAACGGUACAUAUGUGAUAGACUGUGCUCAAGGUCUCUAUAUGCCUCCAAUAACGUUUUAUAUCAACGCAACAGCUUUGAGUAUAGCGUCUGAUGAAUACAUUAUUAAGCUAUCAACACAACAGAACCAUCGUGGAUUCUCGGAUGGCCGUUCAUUGGCCACUUUUAUACAGCAUUCGAUUAUCGCAAUCGACGAAUCGGUUUCUCACAAGCCGUGUGAUGAAUAA
This is a messenger RNA of Anisakis simplex (herring worm), 1068 nucleotides long. NCBI's taxonomy places the organism in Eukaryota, Metazoa, Nematoda, Chromadorea, Rhabditida, Anisakidae. The record is from the annotation of a GenBank genome assembly.